AAGUCUCCGCCAGAAAAGAAAUUACAAGCCAAGACUUUAUUUAUGCCGAGUAGUUAGCCAUUGAAGAGAGGACUUGUGCAGUUGGUAGUUGAAAUUUGGCAUCCCUAACGCCAUAAUUUUGAAGUUUUCAUGAUCUUUUAACGGAACGGGAGAUUCCUCUUCUCGUCAGUUUCUGUGAGCCGAGUCGGCAAAUUAGUUCAACUAGACACACACAAGCACAUUUGCAGAGACAAUUCUGCAAGCUUAUUGACUCAUUGUUUGUUGGUGAACAAGUGAGUACAUCGACAUGGCUAUGGAAUUAAACAACGGCGAGGAAGCAAAUGGGUUCACAACACAUGAGAAUGGAGAGGAAAGCAAUGAGAUUGAGCAGAAUAAAGUCCGUAUUAUGAGAGCCCAUGUCGAAAGAGAAGAUCCCUCCUCCAAGGAUGAAGAUGAUUUAGUGAUCCGGAGAUUUUUGCGGGCUCGUGAAUUAGAUAUUGAGAAAGCUUCUACCUUAUUCCUUAAGUAUCUAAGCUGGAGGCGAACGUUUCUCCCUAAUGGCUUUAUCUCGACAUCAGAGAUUCCAAAUGAACUUGCCCAAAAUAAGUUGUUUAUGCAAGGUGUUGACAAGAAGAAUCACCCCAUAGUGGUGGUUUUUGGUGCCAAACAUAAACCAUAUAAAGGAAGUUUAGAGGAGUUCAAGCGUUUUGUAGCCUUCACUCUUGAGAGAAUAUGUGCCAGAAUGCCACCUGGACAGGAAAAAUUUGUUGCCAUCGCAGAUCUUGAAGGAUGGGGAUACACUAACAGCGACAUUCGCGGAUAUCUAGCAGCACUAUCAAUACUGCAGGACUGUUACCCAGAAAGGUUAGCCAAACUGUAUAUAGUCCAUGUACCUUACAUAUUCAUGACUGCAUGGAAGGUUAUAUACCCAUUCAUCGACAAGAAAACCAAAAAGAAGAUAAUUUUUGUUGAGAACAAAAAUUUGACGUCCACUCUGCUGGACGACAUUGAUGAGAGCCAGGUCCCUGAUAUUUAUGGAGGCAAACAACCAUUAGUUGCUAUCCAAGACAGCUAGCACCACGUGCGAAGUUCCAGCUUUCUGCUCAUCAAGAAGCAGUAGUCACUAUAACAAUGAUAAUUCGAACCUUAACAUUUCCAUCUUCCCCUAAAUUCAAGGUUCUAUAGGCUUUUGAUUCAAACCAUAGUAGCUGAGAUCAUUAGUGUAUUUUUUAACUCUCUUGGAUGGUCUAUAAUCAUAUUCUUCAAAUAAAAGAAAUUCUGCUCAUUCUAUUA
Jatropha curcas is the source of this 1272-nucleotide messenger RNA. RefSeq names its product Sec14p-like phosphatidylinositol transfer family protein. NCBI's taxonomy places the organism in Eukaryota, Viridiplantae, Streptophyta, Magnoliopsida, Malpighiales, Euphorbiaceae. The record is from RefSeq and is a predicted model, not a curated record.